Phaethon lepturus (White-tailed tropicbird) is the source of this 996-nucleotide messenger RNA. RefSeq names its product V-set and transmembrane domain containing 4 (gene VSTM4). NCBI's taxonomy places the organism in Eukaryota, Metazoa, Chordata, Aves, Phaethontiformes, Phaethontidae. The transcript is spliced from 7 exons. The record is from RefSeq and is a predicted model, not a curated record. The annotation marks the transcript as partial.
AUGUUUGCGAGGCUUUAAAUGUGACAGUCUCUCCGGGACCAACAGUGCGAUACUCCGAGGGAGAUAAUGCUACCCUUUACUGCCACAUUUCUCAAAAGAGAAAGAUAGACAAUUUGCUGGCUGUGCGGUGGGUCUUCGCUGCAUCACCUACCCAGGAGUAUCUGAUGAUCAAGAUGACAAAGUUUGGGUCUGUCCAGUAUUAUGGAAAUUAUACUCAUCAUUUCCACAAGCAAAGACUUCAUCUUCUUAAAGAGAAACAUGGAACUAUGUACAAAUUUCUUAUUCUAAGCCUCCAGAAAACAGAUCAAGGACAUUAUAUAUGCAAAGUCCAGGAAAUUGGCAAACACAGGAAUAAGUGGACAGCAUGGUCAAAUGGCACAGCAGCUACUGAAAUAAGAGUGAUAUCAUCAAAAUCUUCUGAUGAUCCUACUUUCAAGAAAAAUCAUGAAGCCUGGAAGUUUUUUGAAGAUUUGUACGUGUAUGCAGUCUUUGUGUGUUCAGUAGGAAUCAUCAGUGUCCUCCUUUUUACACUUGUCAUUCUCUGUCAGUCACUCCUGAACAAGAGGAGAUCCACAGUGAAGCAUUACCUGGUGAAAUGCCCCCAGAACAGCUCAGGGGAAACAGUUACCAGCGUGACAAGCCUGUCCCCUCUACAGCCAAAGAAGGUAAAGAAAAAAAAAGAGAAAAUGAAAGUGGAGCAGCCACCAGCCAUCCCAGCAAAAGCUCCAAUAGCCAAUAAUUUUCCUAAGCCCAAGCUCUUGAAACCUCAAAGAAAAUUGAUCCUGCCAAAAAUCACAGAGGAGAAUUUAACAUACGCUGAACUUGAACUUAUGAAGCCGAUUCAGGAAGCCAAAGGCAUUCCCAGUACGACAGUCUAUGCACAGAUACUCUUUGAGGAGAACAAGCUGUAAUAGUUCAUGCCUGUAUAAAUGUCCUUUGUCUGUGUUCUAUUUAAUUCUCGCUGUGCUGUUUAUUUAUAAAAAUCAUACAAAUGUC